Brenthis ino (lesser marbled fritillary) is the source of this 2769-nucleotide messenger RNA. Lineage: Eukaryota; Metazoa; Arthropoda; Insecta; Lepidoptera; Nymphalidae. The record is from the annotation of a GenBank genome assembly.
AUGGCUCCUAAAGAAAUUAAGAAAGGUUUGAAAACACCAUUAACCGAGAAAUCGAGUACGUAUGGAGAAUUUGAUGAUAUUUUGAGUAGUCCACGGUCUGUUAGUCUUUCCUUAGAACUAAUAGGCGAAGGCCUCGGUCCAGGUGAUUGGUUAUUUUUGACUAUAUUUAAUGGUCAAGUCAUAUUAGAGACAAAAUGGCAUAAUAAACAUAAACUGUAUUCAGAAGCUUUACCAUUGGACUUAAAAGAAUCCUAUUAUCAAUCCUUGAUUGCUGACCAGCCCCUAAUAUUUCUAAUUCGUUUUGUUGGUGGGAAAUGUACCAAAGAUCCAGAUCCUCUUCUUAAUGUUGAUAAUCGUGCUGGAGCUACUGUCGAUUUGUUUCCUUUAAUAUUAGGUGAAGAACACAUCUUUAUCGAGGUACCUAUGAUUUACAUAAAUACAGGAUUAAAAACAGACUGUAAAGUUAAAGUUUUAGCUAAGUCAAUUGGAGAAUCAGAUAGAACUACAAUUCCUUUAAUGCUAACGAUGAUUUCCGCCCAUUGUUUACCAUCAGUAAGAGAAGGAACUGUUUUCAUAAGUGCAGUAGGUUUAAAUGACAUCUUGGAUCCUUCAUCUGUGAACUUUGGUAUGUCUUUAAGUAGUAAUAGUGCACAAAAAAUUCUAUGGGCUUCUGCAAGCAAUGGCGGUCUCGCGGCUAAUACAAGUUUUAAUAUUCCUAGAGAAGAUAAAUUUAUACCGCCAGAUUUACAAUUAAAUGACAAUGAGGCUUGUAAUUCAUUUUAUUGGAAUGCUAUGAAACGAAUUCUUGUAGAUUCUACAAAACUUCGUGAUAGAUUAAGAUCACCGUUUUUAAUUGACAUAGCAGGUGUACCAAGAGUUGGUAAAAUAGAUGUACGGGGACGAUAUAUGGCAUUUGUAGAUGCAGGAGUUCUUUUAGAACUUGGGCAAAUUGGGAUAACUACAUGUGCAAAACUUUUACAUUAUAAUGAAGCUAUUUUACCUGAUGGUAUAAGUGGUUUAUUAGAACUACCCCCAACCAGUGCAAAGAAUACUGCACGUGAAACAGACCUAGUGACAGAUGAAUAUGGUCAUAUUGCAUAUGUAGUAAUAAGAUUUGAUUUAUUUCAUCCUUUAACUGCUAACGCAAAGAUUGCUUCACUUUUUGAAGUCAUCGGAUUUCCUUCACCUCAAGGUUCUGCGAUACCUGUUGAUGAAUUAUGUAUAGACAUAUCUUCUGAUGAUACUGCUAUUGACAUAAACAAUAUAAAGAAAGAAUGUGGAGCAUUAUUUGUACACAAAGAACUAAGCGGCCUAGCCUGUAAAGGUUCUGCGCAAGUGACUCAAGGGAUCAAACGCACGGCUGCCAAUCGUCUACUAUUACGUAUAAGGUCUAUGCUCAAACAGUUUCCGCCAGCUUCCAAUUGUUCAUCAACUGAAUGGCAAGAUAUAGUUACGGCUCAGCAUGCUGCUUGUCGUCGCGCAGUGACAUCAUCAUUCGCACCCCAGACCCCACCAUCGCGUCUCUCUUCUCCAGUUGCCUCAGCUAGAUGCCGAAUAGCUGGCGAUAAAAGAAUUGCAGAACAUCACAUCGAAAAAAAUUUAGAAGCAAGUCCAGAACAACCUGGACCAUUACUUGCAAAAGUUUUACGUCUUUUGGAAGAAAGAAAUGACGAUUUGGCUCGUAACUUUCUUGUAAAAGCUUUAAGUGCUCAAACUAGGAAUCGAUAUUUGCUUUGGAUUUUUGGAGGCACUGAAUAUGGUAACGACAAUUCUGGUGAAAUAGCAGCAGCGGCAUUUCGUAUAGCUGUUAAAGGUGAUACUUCUGAUGGAACUACCGGGACAAUCGGUUGGGCAGCUUUGCAUGCAUUGCAUCACAAUAAAGGAAAUAUAUAUGCUGCUUUCGUCGCAGCACGUAAAAUGCGAAAGUCUUUUGAGUUGCCGAGGGAAUGGAUUUUUUUUUAUCACCGAUGGGUCGAAAUGAGUGGAGAAGAGGAAAGAUUCUGGAUACCAGAUAUUGUCGAUUCUAGAAAUCCAAUUCUAAUAGCUGCUGCAUUCUUUCUUUGUUUGCGGUGUUAUAAAUUUAGCGAAAGACUUCUUAAAUGUUUGGAAGAGGGUUGCUUAACAAGAGGAUCACGUUUUGACUUUAAACUUAAUAGUACUGUUGAUAUUUAUUAUUUACGAGCGGUAUCAUUGAUUUUGCGUCGCCAGUUGGAUGCAGCAUUAGAGAUGACGGAAAAAGGUAUAAAAAAGUUUGGACCAUCUGCUAUGAUGUCACAAAUGCGUGCAGUUUGCUUAACUUGUAUACGAGGAUGGGAUGGAGAAUGUGAGAGCGCUUUAGAUGAAGCAGAUCGCGCGGGAGCGAAGAUCUGUCCUACUUUACUUUUACAAGCUGCUGUAGGUGGUCUAAAAAGUAAUCCUUCAGUUUCACUGCAACGAGCAGCUCGUGCUCAUAAAAUUGCUCCUUCUGCUCAUUCAGCUCUAACCAUUGGUCGGGUUUAUGCAAAAUUAAGAGAAGAAAAGUUGGCUGAGCGAUGGGCAGCUGCAGCGGUUAAUUUAGAACCAUUGCUUUCUGAUGGGUGGGCAUUUCUAGCUUUGUUAGCUAUGUAUGAUAGGAACGUUAUUAAAGCAAUGAUGAUGCUCCGUACCGCCAAACAAGCAGGUCCCAUAAGUCCUGACAUGGAAGAAGAAUUGAAAAAAAUCAUGAAAAUCGUUCGAGUGCAAUCUCUGCCAGAUUCUAUAGUAAAAGACUUAUGUUUUUGCGAGUAUUUC